CCAUCAGAAUGGUACCGAGUCGAGGGAAGGUUCUGCCUGAUCGGACCUGGCUGACCAGUGGCUGACCCCUAGGUGACCCCUUCCUGCCCUCAGGGUCACUCACCUGGCUGCAGAGAGACACCUGAAAAAUGUUCCCGUCACGUCCUCCACAGAACAGGAAAUACUCUGAGGGGUCAAAGGUUACCGACAUGAUCUCCACGUCAAAGAGGACGGACAGCAGCAGCUCACCUGAGGAGAGCUCCCACACCUGGACAGAUAGAUGAAGAACAGUCCUGUUUCCCUGGAAUAAUCCUGUAAUUUAGUGUGUGAUCUGAAUAGAAUCCCAAUCUAAAACAUAUUUUCUCCCAAAACCAACAUAAUCUCAAUUUAACACCAAUAAUCCAGAUGGAAACCUGCCUGGGGGCGGGGCUACGCUCAGCCUCACCUUUGCGGUCUGGUCGAGCGACGACGUGGCGACUCUGGCCUGAGCUCCCAUGUGACCACAGUGCAGGUCUGUGAUUGGCAGAGAAUGGCGGGACAGUACAUGGCGCGGUUCGGGGGUGUGGCUUAAAUCCAUCUGGACCACACUGAGGGACAGACACAGGUGAGACAGGAAAGUGACCUGUCGGGCAGGUGGUGACCACAAGAUGAGCUACCUGCACACGUUCCACACCAGCGCCAGGUUGUCUUUGCCCGCAGAAACAAAAUGGCUGCUGUCGUCGGUGAACUUCAGGCAUGUGACGUCCUGAUAGUGUCGACUGAGCACCGCCAGCAGCUUACCUGUGCACACCUGGACCAAUCAGAGCACAUAGUUUAUAAACACACUCAACGGUCAGCAGAAGCGCAUUGCUACCAUGGAAACCAGUGGGCUCACCUCCCACAGGUAGACCGCCUCAGCGACUCCUGCAGCGAGGAAAGCCCCGUCAGGUGAGGCGGUGAGACAGGUGACCACACCUGGACAGACGAUCUUCUGCUGCAGCUGGUCCUGCAAACACAGCAGGGUCAUGUGACUUUUACACCGCCAUCAGAAACGCCUCGGAACACGGCGGACCCGUCCGCCACAAACAGGUCCAGGGCAACGGAACGCUGCAAGAUUUCUGCUUGUGCACCAGGUGCUGCAGCCUGUUGGUCUAAUCCUGGUGUGCGGCAGCACAGAGCCGGUUGGAGGCGGCUAGUCUACAGGAACCGAGUUUUAAAUGAAACUGAAGCUGUUGAACCAGGAAGUUCCAACGGUGCCGUGAUCAGCACACAGCAGCAUCAGUGUGAGGAAGAAGCUCAUAUGAAGCGUCUCUGUUUUCCUUUGAGGGGUGACCACAACCUGCUGACCCCUGACACACACACUGGGUCGGAGGGCAGGGCCUCGCUGCCAGGACACCUGAGCAACCUGUCCACCAGGUGGCGUCAGUCGGCGUCUCCGACUCGCCGCCUACGAUUCGAUGAUGAGACGGAGACGGAGGCGGAGUCUCGUUACCUGGAGCGACAGCAGGGGACAGGUGUCCAGGUGUCCAAACUGGACCUGAACCAGCUCAAUGUGAGAGGAAAACCGGCGAUGAUGGUGGCGAUGUCUGGAGCCCAGCUGGACCGUCGCCUCGCUCUGCGUCCACCUGUAGCCAAGGCGAGGGGGCGGGGCCGUAACAGACCCCACCUCCAGGUGCGGACAGAAGUGCUCAAAGACUCUUAUAUCGGCUGCAUCUCACCUGCUGACUCAGGUGAGGGAGGGGGCGGGGCUGUCUGCAGAGUGGAUGAAACAGGUACAAACCAGGUGACAGCUUCACAAGCCCCACCCACUGUCAAAACACCUGCCAACCCCUAUGCCUUGUACCCGGUGGGCACAACGUCGCCCCGCCUGCCUACCUGCCACCAUCAUGACCAUAAACGUCCUUCCCCUUUAUCCCUUCAUUCUGUGACAUCACUGACGAUGUCACAGAACGGAGGGCUUCAUAACACAAUGAUAGGAAACCAGCAAGAGAAGAAGAAAUCCUCUGAUCCCCAGCCUGGCUCCGAACUGAAGAAGAGGAGGGACUGCUCGUCCUCAGCUGAAGACAAAGCCCCGCCCACUUCAGGUAGCCCAGAUGGACACCGCAGACAUCCAAUCAGAGAGGAGCUGCACGGUGUUGUUUCACUUCCUGGGAGUAGAGAUGGACCCUCUCGUCUCUCUCUGCAUCGCCUUUUGUCCUCGGUCAAACUGAGCAGGACUCGAACUGGCAGCCUUGACCGACUGGUUCCCCCGGUUCCUGAGCGUCUUUCCAGUGACGGCAGGAAGUCCUGCAGCCUGUGGAAGAAAUCUCCUUCUGCUCAGUCUCUCUGUGGGGCGCUGGAACUCCAAAUGAAGAAGUCGUCAUCAGUGCAGAGUUUUGGUUCUGAGGAGAGCAAGAACUGCAGCGUAGAUUACGGACCUGCUGAUGAGCAGUAAAACAGACGCUUGUAUCAGCUUAUCCCGGUCCCACCCACUCAGAGCUCAGUUUCCUCCAUCAGGCUUUUCCAUCCAUGUCUGAGGUCAGAGGUCAUCGGCCGGCCACUCAGGGAGAUUGGUCGGUCGGGUUGUUCAGGUUUGUUCUGAUGGACUGAUUCUGUUGGGAAUUAGUUCGCCAUCAGAUCAGAGUUUUGGAAACAGGCAAGCCACAGGGCAGAGCGAGCGUCCAAACUGGAAACCACUGAAACCAGUUUAGUUUGCUUCCAGAUUCACGUCUCAGCUUCUGUUCAACGGAGCCGACGUCAGAGAAACCACCAAGAAGGUUCUGAUCCAGCUGGUUCAAUCACCCAGCCCUGUUAGUGGAGUUAUGCUAACACCUAGCCCUGUUAGCAUGCUACACUAAGGUCUAGUCCUGUUAGUGGAGUUAAGCUCAAGACUAGCCCUGUUAGCACAACUUUUGUGCUAAUUUUAAAGAAUCUUUUGUUUGCAUAAAUUGAGUGUAUAAAUGAAGCUACUUUCUAGGAAUGUGCGAUCUAAACAUAUACAGUAGAAACGUUAGAAACUUGUCUGACGAUAUAAAUCUGCAGUCUGCCGGCUAACUGCGGUAAAGCUUGUUGAUGAUGUAACCGGUUACAUCGAUUCGCGUUUCCCCAUCAGAUACUGUUUGUCAGUGUCUCCUCGCUGCCCAGGUGGCAACAUUUUCAACACUUGUUCAGCGAUCUUAUUUAGCGCGCCUUGCUUGCGCCGCUAUGGAACUAUGGACACUGUGAAAGCUUAAACAAUGAGUUUUGGCAGAUUUGUUCUUCUUUUUUCACUGUUUGCAACUGCAUUCUCAUCAGACACACACACACCCCCACACAACCCCUUAGUGGUCUGCGCGCUGUAUGAAAGGUGUGUGAAUAAUGAUUGGCCGAAACCAUGUGACUUUGGGACUUUUACUCAGCUGAAAUAAAGCGAACUGCUCCUUUAUUAAAGCUGGAGUUCCCAACAAAAUGCUUUAAUAAAGUUGAUCAGUCAGAAAUGAAAUGGUUCAUUGAUGUCACAUGACCAAACUGCUGCCACCUGUCACACCUGAUGAUGUGUAAAGCCAUGAUUGACUGCUUCUUGGUCAGCUGUUCUCAAAAAGAUAGCUCAUUUAUCAGACUUCCUAUUGCUACUUCAGAAUAAGAGUCUGUCAGAAGCGGCUGCUACCUCUGAGCUGACAGUUUACCAUAGAGCGAGGCUUUUAUUGUGAAGGAGCAGUAGGAAGUGUGGUUGAUGACUCAAAUCUAAAUCUGAAUUCAAAUGUCAACAUGACGCUUAAAUAAAACUGUUUAACAAACUAAAAGCUUUCAGUAAACAAAACAAACACAAACAAAAUUUAGUGUUUUCACGUGAGUUCCACCAAAUUAACCAGUUAAAAUGAACCAGUUUAAACUGACCUAGUUCAGAAUGAGGUUUGUUUCGGUUCUGGAGAAAAUAAAACAGAUGUUUGGGUCAGGGUUCUGGUUCUGGACAACCAGACUUCUGUUUUUGGUUCUCUAAGAAACAUUAUUGAAAGAAUAAUGCUUCUUGACAUUUUUACAUUUUAUGAAACUGAAAACUGUUCAGUCUAAAGGUAGAGCAGAGUUCAAUUUCAGGGUCCAGUCCACCAGAACCUCCAGAACUAGGGGUGCACUGAUUUAUCGGCCAGCCGAUUUAUUGUUGCAGAUUUCCUUCGUUUUGGGAGAUUAGUGAUCAGACGAUCUGAUCUACAUCAGCAAAGCUCUAGAAAUCAGCCACUGUCCUCUGCUGAGGUAAUACUGUUAGCCCCGCCCACCAGGUUAGCCCCGCCCACCAGGAUCUGUCUGCAUGUCCGCAGUAACAAUAGCCCGCCCACUGUUAAUAAAUAAAUAAUUAAUUGUAUUUAUCGACAUUUCAGAGAGAGAAAGUUGGAAUCGGCAGCUCAGGCUUUUUAAAGAUGGAUUAUCGGCCAUCGCUCAGAAAACUGCAAUCGGUGCACUCCUAUCCAGAACCCUGCCAUGUUCCUCCUGCUGCAGUCAGGAGCCAAUCAGAUUGAAGCUCAAACAGGUCAAAGUGGUUCUAAGUGAACAGAACGGACCCAGGUUCUGCUGAGUCAUCAGGUCCAUGUUGGACAGGAACUGGUUAGACUGGUUAAACUGGUUGGUUUUAGAGUUAUUCUAGGUACUUUCAGAAUAUUAAAUAAAAAAACAAAAACAAACUGAACAGACUUUUUUUCCUCUGAAAUAAAGUUCAACAUGCGAAAAUCACAGUAGGAACAUGUUGGACUGGACCGGACCAGGUCCAGAGGGCUGGGAUCAGCGGUUUGGGUCGAUGUGACGCUUCAGUCAAAGGAUGAAGAAGAGGAUGAUGACGACCAGCAGGAUCAGCAG
Molecule: messenger RNA, 4764 nt
Organism: Gambusia affinis (western mosquitofish)
Lineage: Eukaryota; Metazoa; Chordata; Actinopteri; Cyprinodontiformes; Poeciliidae
Exons: 7
Coding region: 1259-2392 (377 amino acids)
Source: RefSeq, a predicted model, not a curated record